CAAAUUUUUUGCUUCUUCUCCGAGCUACGUGUGGGUGGAAAUAAAGCCUGCAGAUCCCCAAGGAGUCCACAAUCCAUCCCCUACAGUGUUCAAAACAGCAUUUAUAUAUCUCUUUCAGUCACGAAUUCGGCUUCUGCGCCCGAUCGUAGUAGCACACACAGACCACAUGUGAGUAACUUGAGAAACUGAGCAUGGAGGAUUAUGAUUACUUCACGGAAAACAUUAGCUGUGGAGAGUAAACAGGGGAAUCCAGUGUCC
This is a messenger RNA of Geodia barretti, 258 nucleotides long. The record is from the annotation of a GenBank genome assembly. Lineage: Eukaryota; Metazoa; Porifera; Demospongiae; Tetractinellida; Geodiidae.